GUCCUACGGGUCAGAAAACGAAUUCCCAAAAUUCCCAACCACUAUCCUGUGAAGAAGUACAAAAACACACCCUCUUGAAAUCCUUCAAAAACAGAGCAAAUUAAAAAUUCACAUACAAAACAAGCCAUGGCAGAGAACGAAAUCAACACCAUGAAAAGGAGACUGGCCUCUGUGACCAACCAUAUUGCUCCCAUGAGCAUCAGUGGUUCGAUUGGGCUCUGCAAUUGCAGUGCGUCUUCUUCUUCUUCUUCUUCUUCUUCAAUGAACGAUAGAUAUCACCGAAUACACGGUGAAGUCCCGACCCACGACCCUGUUUGGAGACUUGUUGAUUGUGAUGAUAAUGGCAAGGAGUUCACCGACAUUCUCUACGAGAAAGCUGUUGGCGAACCCAUUGCUAAGAUAUCUAUCAACAGGCAGGAGCGCAGAAACGCUUUCCGUCCACAUACAAUUAAGGAGCUUAUUCAUGCAUUUAAUGAUGCCAGAGACGAUAGUUCAGUGGGAGUCAUCAUUCUUACCGGAAAGGGAACCAAAGCAUUUUGUAGUGGUGGAGACCAGGCAUUGAGAAGCAAAGAUGGCUAUGCUGAUUAUGAGAAUUUUGGUCGCCUUAAUGUUUUAGAUUUGCAGGUACAGAUUCGACGUCUUCCAAAACCUGUUAUUGCUAUGGUUGCAGGUUAUGCUGUCGGCGGAGGACACGUAUUGCAUAUGGUUUGUGAUCUAACAAUUGCAGCAGACAAUGCUAUUUUUGGUCAGACGGGUCCAAAGGUUGGAAGCUUUGACGCUGGUUAUGGAAGUUCCAUUAUGUCCCGUUUGGUCGGGCCUAAAAAAGCACGGGAAAUGUGGUUUCUGGCAAGGUUCUACACUGCUUCCGAAGCAGAGAAAAUGGGACUUGUCAACACAGUUGUCCCGCUAGAGAAGUUAGAACAAGAAACGGUUAAGUGGUGUCGAGAGAUCUUAAGAAACAGUCCAACUGCAAUUCGGGUGCUGAAAUCCGCUCUUAAUGCUGUUGAUGAUGGCCAUUCUGGACUCCAGGAAUUUGGAGGAAAUGCCACUCUGAUGUUCUAUGGAACUGAGGAAGGUAAUGAGGGAAAGACGGCAUAUAUGGAGCGUAGACGGCCAGAGUUCUCAAAAUUCCCCCGACGACCUUAAUGUUGUGUCAAUUCGUCCCAUGAAAUAAUUUCAUCUGACACGCUGACCUUCAUGAUUUAAGUGCUUCUUUGUGAUCAUUAAAAAGCUCAAUUUUUUUUAAGGCUUGGUAAACAAAGGCAGAGAGAAGAAAUCAUUUUUCUUGUUGUGUUGUAAUCUAUUUGUUUAUUUUUGUGAUCUAUAUAUGGCCAUAUUAACAAUUAAUUUGCUUA
Camellia sinensis is the source of this 1355-nucleotide messenger RNA. It is a transcript of the gene ECHID, whose product is annotated as enoyl-CoA hydratase/isomerase D. Gene Ontology annotation, biological process: menaquinone biosynthetic process. The record is from RefSeq and is a predicted model, not a curated record. NCBI's taxonomy places the organism in Eukaryota, Viridiplantae, Streptophyta, Magnoliopsida, Ericales, Theaceae. Gene Ontology annotation, molecular function: 1,4-dihydroxy-2-naphthoyl-CoA synthase activity. Gene Ontology annotation, cellular component: cytosol.